Messenger RNA from Ramularia collo-cygni, 1464 nucleotides. Its product is annotated as related to alpha/beta hydrolase. NCBI's taxonomy places the organism in Eukaryota, Fungi, Ascomycota, Dothideomycetes, Mycosphaerellales, Mycosphaerellaceae. The record is from RefSeq and is a predicted model, not a curated record. Bases 1 to 1464 code for a protein of 487 amino acids. The transcript has a single exon.
AUGAACGGACCAGGAUAUCUAGCGGUGGCGAUUCAGCCAGGGUGGAAUACCGAUGACAAAAUCUUCCAUGAAUGGUACAAUACUGAGCACGGCCCUUUGCGUCUCAGGCUGCCUUUCAUCGACACAGGAGACCGCUACAAAGCAGCAGACGAGCAAACUCCACAGUGGUCAGCAGUGUACGAUGUUUCUGAUCUCUCGUGGUUGGACAAGCGGAUCUACACUCGCCUUCGGGAGGAGCGGUCGCUUCGGGAGAAAGCGGUAAUGGCAACCUUUGAGUCUCUGGAUCGAAAAAUCUACAGCGUCUUUUCUGUUCGUGGGAAAUCUCGAGGCCCAGCACCAGUAACUGUAUCAGUUUCUAUGAGGGUGAAUGAAGCUGAUCUGGAUGACUUCGACAAAUGGUACGAAGAGGAACACACCGAAAUGGUUUCCAAGGCUCCAGGAUGGCUGCGAACAAGGCGCUUCAGGAUGGUGGUCRGCGGAAUUCAAGGCAUGCCACCUACCGGUCAGGUCGAAUGUCUAGCGGUGCACGAUUUCAGCUCCAAGGAUGGCCUAGCUAGUCCUGAGAUGAAGGCCGCUGCGGACACUCCUUGGACGGCCAAGAUUAAGAGCAAAGUGCAGUCCAGAGACCUUCGAAUCUGGUCGCAUCAUCUUACAUUCGAUGCCUUCGAGGAGCCGCCCUCCUCUGUCGUCACGACUGAUGGCGCCGAAAUACGUUUCCAGCUAGAGGGGAACCCUUCAGAUCCCGUAGUCGUGUUCGUCAAUUCCAUCAUGACGAACUUCCACAUCUGGGACGACGUUGCGAAAGCUCUGGUCAAUGGCAUUCACGGCAAGACUUAUCGAGUACUGCGAUACAACUCUCGUGGACACUCACAGCAAGCGGACAGGAGUAAUCACACCAACUUUGACCUCCUCGCAGAUGAUCUGGAGUACCUGCUCCAGCGCCUCAAUCUGGAGAAAGUGCGAGCUGUGGUGGGGGUGAGUAUGGGUGGAGUGACUUCAAUCAACUUUGCCAUUCGUCACCCGCACAUGCUUGAAAAGUUUGUCGCCUGUGAUUGCAAUGUAGCUUCGAGCCCAGCCAACAGCCAGGCUUGGUCAGAACGUGUGGAGCUUGCGAAGACGAAGGGGAUGGGAGAACUUGCAGAUGUUACCGUUAAGCGGUGGUUCACGCCGGAAAACCACGAUUCCGCCAACUUUAAGAAAGUGCUGCCCAUGGCUGCGGAAGCAAACAUUGCUGGCUUCGAGCAGAAUACACAUGCACUUAGCGACUAUGAUCUCAAGCCUCAUGUUGCCAACAUCACCACACCCGGUCUGCUGAUUGCUGGAGAUGGUGACGGUAAGCUUCCAGAGGCUAUGCAGAAGUUCGGGAUCCCGAAUACGAAGUUUGAGUUGAUCCCCAAGGCCGGUCAUUUACCCAUGUUGGAGAAUCACGAUGCUUUCAUGCAGGCGCUCGCGGGAUUCCUGUAG